Molecule: messenger RNA, 1098 nt
Organism: Monosiga brevicollis MX1
Lineage: Eukaryota; Choanoflagellata; Craspedida; Salpingoecidae
Exons: 10
Coding region: 1-1098 (365 amino acids)
Biological process (GO): protein phosphorylation
Molecular function (GO): protein kinase activity; ATP binding
Source: RefSeq, a predicted model, not a curated record
AUGUCCAACAUCCAGGACGACUACAUCAUCGGUGAGGUGGUUGGCAAAGGUGCCUUCUCUGAGGUUCACAAGGGCAUCAACAAGACCAGUCAUUUGCCGGUUGCCAUCAAAAAGGUGAACAAGGCCCGCGUAAAGAACAAGGAAGAACUCGUUCGUGAAGUCGCCAUUCUCCGAGCGUACGUUGCCCACCAAUAUCGCGCCAUAGGCCUCGGACAUCCCAGCCUGCCCCUGCACCUGCUCUACCCGUUUUUCCCCCGCCCCUCCGCUUUCACGGCUCAUUUGCGCGCCUGCCUGGCCUUGUUUCCUGUUUUGAUUAGCAUCGAUCACCCUAAUGUCAUUGAGCUCUUUGCAGCCUAUGACACUGAUGCCUUUAGCUACAUUGUCACCGAGCUCUUGGUCGGUGGAGAGCUUUUUGAUCGGAUCGUCGACCGUGGCUCAUACAGCGAACAAGAUGCUGCCGGCAUUAUGCGCCAAUUGCUUUCCGCCCUCCAAUAUCUGCACGAGCAGCAGAUUGUUCACCGCGAUCUGAAGCCAGAAAAUUUGCUGUGCUCCACCAUGGAUGCAUCCGCCCGAAUCGUCAUCAGUGACUUUGGCCUGGCCGUGCAGCUAGGCCCAGAUGAACAUCUUAAGCAGUCCUGCGGCACGCCCGGCUACGCAGCACCUGAAGUCGUUGCGCGCAAGCCAUACCGCUUUGAACCAGAUGUUUUCAGCGCUGGCGUGAUUCUCUACAUCCUACUAUGUGGCUAUCCCCCCUUCUACUCGGAUGAUGACAAUGACCAGGAGCUAUUCAAUGCCACGCUCAAGGGUGACUGGUGCUUCGAAGAUGGCGACUGGACUGAGGUGUCGAAAACAGCCAUGGAGCUCAUCUCCGACAUGAUGACGCUGGAUGCGUCCCGUCGGCCAACUGUCGCCGACAUAUUGGGUAACGAUUGGAUUCUCGGCACAUCUGCUCCCAACAAGGAUAUCCAUCGCCGUGUCUCGCAACAGCUCUCACGCUUCAUGGCCAAGCGCCGCUGGCGGAAGGCAUUCAACGUCAACCGGGCCGUUGGCAAGCUGCUGCGUGCCGGCACUGAUGCCGUGCUAUUGGCGAGCAGCUGA